Molecule: messenger RNA, 877 nt
Organism: Bufo bufo (common toad)
Lineage: Eukaryota; Metazoa; Chordata; Amphibia; Anura; Bufonidae
Gene: RANGRF
Product: RAN guanine nucleotide release factor
Exons: 5
Coding region: 37-606 (189 amino acids)
Biological process (GO): protein import into nucleus; heart contraction; regulation of membrane depolarization
Cellular component (GO): nucleus
Molecular function (GO): guanyl-nucleotide exchange factor activity; transmembrane transporter binding; small GTPase binding
Source: RefSeq, a predicted model, not a curated record
UUAAACAGUUCAGGAAGCGGAACCAUAGAAACGGCGAUGGAAGGAAACUCAGAGCAGCGUCCACUGUUCGGAGGAGCGUUUUCUGCCGUUUUGCCCCUCAAUGUCCAGGACGUCAGUGAGAUGCGGGAGGUCCCUGACAACCAGGAGGUCUUCGUCCACUCUCAGACGGAUCAGAGCUUCAUCGUGGAGCUCCUGGAGUAUCAGGAGGGGAUGUCGGACCCGGACGCUGCGAGAUACCACUUUGAAGACGUUGCUGCGAGCAAUGAUGCUGAGGGCAGAGCAGAGGUUGUGAGCGUGGAGCCCCUGCCCCUGGCACAGCUAUCUCUCACCAGCUGCUCCAGUGCAUGGGCACUUACAGGGCACCAGCUAGUCUCUAAGUUCAAUGAGCAGGCUCAGAAUACGGUGACUAUACAUAUGGCGAUAUUCCGUCUACAGCAGCACGCCACCGACCUGCUGGUCACCUUCAACGACCCUGCAGCCAUCCAUCCGGCCAGCAGUAGUAAUGUGGACGCUGGGACUUCUGGAAAUGCUUCUGCUUGGUCUCUGGAUGAUUUCCACCGUCUCCUGUGCAGUUUUCAGCUUCAUGAUCCCGGUAUCUUUGGCUGAUGUGACGUGUCUGAUGGAUGAUGACGAUGACGACGCGGUGGGCUCUGCUGGUCAUCCCCUCCAGUUUUCUUCCUCCUUGGCUCUGACCUUGGACUGCCUGUGGUCGGAUAGGAGGACGAUGCGUAUUUCUUAAAAUUGACUCCCUGCAGUGCAGGAUGGAAGGACUAUAGCACUGAUCUUGUGGAUCCAAGGACCUGGGUUUCGUUUAACCCUUUCACUAAUUCUACAUAUAUUUAGAAAUAUUAAUUUUGAGAAUAAAACAUUUUCCAGA